GCUUCCGUACUUUUUACUUCCUGGUUUAGGUGAGCAGGCGUAUUUGCAGUUAAGAUUUGUCAGAAAAAGGAGUAAUGGAAAGUUGUCAGCCAGCACCAGCUUUUGAUCCCAAAGAAGAGUCUUCUGUCAUUCCUGACACAACUGAUGAACCAAGUCCGCAUACAUUACAGACGGAAGUAACAGCAAAUCAGGAACAAGAAACGCUUUUUCAGGGGGAUAAUAUCGAUCUUGGUGGAGACUCAUUUGGUUCAAAAGAUAAUGAAGAUAUAUCUGAAGACUCACCCCUUUCAUUUAUGGAUAGAUUGAAUGACCAGAUGAUGGAGAGUGUCAUAAUUUCAGAUUCUCCUAACAAUAGUGAAGAUGAUGCCGGUGAGCUUGGAUGCCUCCAGGAUAUCGUAAGUAAGUCCGAAGAUGAAGAAGAACAUAAAGCAGAAGUGUCCCUUCCUAGACAAGAGCAGAGUGUUGUUGAUGCUGAUGAAACUGAAGGUGUGCAGGUAUCUAGAGAUGCAUCAGAGUCAUCCAGUAUUGAGCAGUCCUCUCAAGAAGGACAACAGAAUGGAAAACUAGAGCCACAGGUAUCUCUUGAACCUGCUAUUAAAGUGACUGUGGAGAACUAUGAUGAAAGCAUGUGUAAAAAUCAAACUAGUUCCAAACCUCCUUUAAAGGGUGAUCCUAUUCCAGUGUGCACUAUUUUUAGUCAAGGUAACCAUCCAAAGUCUCCAGUUAACAGUCUUCCAGCUGACUAUGAGCCACAGAUUGUGAAGUCACCAAGUUUUGGUGGUGGACUUGAGACUCCUAACAAGGCUGACAGUCUUAAUAAUAUUGUCCAGCCAAGUCCUAGUCUAAUUAAGUUUUUUAGGGAUGGAGGUUCUUCUUCUAACUCGUCAGCUUCUGAUUUUUUUGACUCCUUCACGUCUUCCUUCAUUUCUGUUAGCAAUCCUAAUGCUGGUUCUCCAGUGCAAGAACAGUUAUCACCCCAGAGUACUCAAGCACAAACAAGUUCUCAUGACACUGCAGCUCCUUUGUUUUUUUUGGGAGACAAUCCAUCUGACAAAUCAUCAGCUACAGCAUCAUCUGUGAAUAUCCCUCAGUCACCUAAACCAUUUUCUCAAAUCCAGGCAGCAUUUGCUGGCAGUGAUGAUCCCUUUGCCACAGCACUGAACAUGAGUGAGGUUGACAGGAGGUAUGAUGCUUGGCUUCCAUCUGAAGAAACUAUGAAGAUUUUGAUUUCAAUUGCUACCCAGCAGUACAGUACUGUGUUUGUUGACAAGGAGAAGCUUACUAUGCCUGGUUUAAAGUUUGACAACAUCCAAGGGGAUGCAGUAAAAGAAGUAAUGGUACGAUUCCUAGGUGAACCAGCUGCAACAACACGAAAAGUUUUAACUGCAGAUAUGGUGGAACAGUCAUUUGUGGGAUUAAAACAGCUAAUUAGUAGUAAGAACUGGAGAGCAGCACUUGACCUGACGGGUAGGCUUCUAACUGCUCAUGGUCAAGGGUAUGGGAAGAGUGGUCAGCCUACUAGUCAUGUUACUGAUUCGCUGCAGGUAAGCACUUUUAUAAAACUGAAAAUUCUGGUCAAGUGUGGCUUACAUUUUUACACAGCAGUUCUUAGUGUCCAGAUGUUUGGAGACAGUGGGCAACCUUGUUUAUAUUUUGAAUAUCAAGAUCAUGUAGCCCCUGGUAGGAAGGGGUCCAUGAUUCCUUUUUCCAUGCGUGUUUUGCAUGCUGAACUUCCGCAGUAUCUGAUGAAAGCUCAAGACUCUCUGGAUAGGCUGCACAACAUGAAGGCGAUCUGUUUAAAGAUACUAGAGAACUUGGAGAAUGGAUUAGCUGAAGAUGGAAGCAUGAUUAACAUUACCUCAGAAAAUAGGCAAGCCUCCAUUGAGCUGUGGAGGUCACGUCUGGGCCGGGUGAUAUACUCCGUGGCAAACUGUCUGCUGAUGAUGAAGGAGUAUGUGCUUGCUGUGGAUAUGUACCGCUCAAUCAUCCAGUAUCAGCCGGAACAAGAACCUCAGCUUCUGAGUGGAAUUGGAAGGAUUUUCCUUCAGAUUGGUGACACUAAAACAGCAGAGAAAUACUUCCAAGAUGUGGUUAAAGUCUGCCAGAAGACAGAAAAUGGGCAGCAGAAUAAAAUAAUGAUUCUGAUGAACAGAGCAUUUUUACAUCUGGGCCAAAAUAAUUUUACAGAGGCUCACAAGUUGUUUUCGGAAGUACUGAAGAUAGAGCCUUCAAAUGCAGUGGCUAACAACAAUGCUGCAGUGUGCUUGCUAUACCUGGGCAAAUUAAAAGAGUCCCUUAAGCAAUUAGAAGGACUUGUUCAGCAGGAACCUAAGCGCUAUUUACAUGAAAGCGUGCUUUUUAAUCUGACAACAAUGUAUGAACUGGAGUCAUCACGUAGCAUGCAGAAGAAACAGGCACUCCUAGAAGCUGUAGCAUGCACAGAAGGCGACAGUUUUAAUGUUCAGUGUCUUAAACUGGGGUGAAAUGAUGGGUUGUUGUUUCUUAAAUAUUUAAGUGUAAAAAAUGUAAAGAUUUUAAUAAUUAAAGUGGUUUCCAUUAAUGUA
Protopterus annectens (West African lungfish) is the source of this 2564-nucleotide messenger RNA. It is a transcript of the gene TRAPPC12, whose product is annotated as trafficking protein particle complex subunit 12. Gene Ontology annotation, molecular function: protein binding. The record is from RefSeq and is a predicted model, not a curated record. Gene Ontology annotation, cellular component: TRAPP complex; Golgi apparatus. The transcript is spliced from 16 exons. The coding region runs from base 75 to 2483 and encodes 802 amino acids. Lineage: Eukaryota; Metazoa; Chordata; Ceratodontiformes; Protopteridae.